Messenger RNA from Anas platyrhynchos (mallard), 1535 nucleotides. The record is from RefSeq and is a predicted model, not a curated record. NCBI's taxonomy places the organism in Eukaryota, Metazoa, Chordata, Aves, Anseriformes, Anatidae.
CCAGCCCAGCUCAGAGUGGAGGGACCAGGACACCUCUUCACUGCCACCGUGGGGCAGGAUGUCGUGCUGCCCUGCCACUUGUCCCCUCAACGCGAUGCUCGCAGCUUGGACGUCAGGUGGAUGCGGGAUGAGUUCUUCUGAGACAGUGCACCACUACCGCAAUGGAGAGGACCUUUAUGGGGAGCAGAUGGGGACAUAUGCCGGGAGGACAGAGCUGGUCAGAGAUGGUCUCUCUGCUGGAAGCCUGGACUUGCGAAUCACGGGGCUGAGACCCUCUGAUGAUGGCCUGUACGUCUGCAAUGUGAAAAAUGCUGACAGUUAUGCUGAAGCCAUUGUGGAGCUGGAGGUGUCAGCCACAGGCGCUGACCCCCACCUCUCCCUGGGGGGCUACGAGGCCGGAGGCGUCCGGGUGCUGUGUCGAUCGGCCGGAUGGUACCCGAAGCCGCAGCUGCUGUGGAGGGAUGCUCGCGGGCAGCACUUGCCCUCAGUCUCCCAGACACAUUCCCAGGACCAGGAGGGGUUCUUUGAAAUCGAAGGCGCCGUCAUUGUGACCGGGAGCGUGGAGGGGCCCUUGUCCUGCGUGGUCAGGAGCAGCCGCCUCCAGCAGGAGCGGGAAUCAUCCCUGCACAUCGCAGCUCCUUUCUUCCACAACGCCCAGCCCUGGAUGGUGGCUCUGGCUCUGGUCCUCGUGCUUUUGGCUGUGUCCAUUGGCCUCGGUGUUUAUCUCUUUCGAAAGCAAGCAGCGAAAAAGGAUGCAAAGCUUGUGGAACAGGCUGCAGAGAUAGAGGAAAAAGAUGCAAGACUGGAAGAACAAUCUGAAGAGCUGGCAUGGAGAAGGUGUCUGCUGCCUGAAAAUAGAGUGAAGGUGACCCUGGAUCCGGACACGGCUCAUCCCAUGCUUGUUGUGUCUCAGGACAACAGCAGUGUGAAAUGGGAAAGGGAAUGGCAGCAGGUGCCUGACACACCAGAGAGAUUUGACUCUUGGUGCUGCGUGCUGGGCCGUGAGGAUUUCAGAGAGGGGAGGUACUUCUGGGAGGUGGAGGUAGAAGUUGAGGAAAAGGCAGGAAAGAGUGCACGGUGGGCUGUGGGGGUGGCCAGGGCAUCUGUGAAGAGGAAGGGGUUGUUUGACCUAUUCCCUGAAGAAGGGGUCUGGGCUGUACAGUAUCAACAAGGGCAGUUCGAGUCUCUCACAUCUCCUCGCAUCCCCUUGUCCCUGUUCCCUGUCCCCACGAGGAUCUGGGUCUGUCUGAACUGUACCCAGCAGCAGGUGUCUUUUAUCAAUGCUGACAAUGGGGUCAAGAUCUUCACUUUCACAGCAGCCUCCUUCAAUGGGGAGAGAAUCCGCCCCUGGUUCCUGUUGUGGACUCAGGGAAUUCAGAUGUGCCUGAGGGACAGCACCCCCAAGACCCCGUCCCCAGCCCUGGGGGGCUCCUGCCCUUCUCCAGACACUCCUGCAUCACCUCUCCUUGGUCCUGCAGGAGCAGCACAGGAAUGAGGGGCAGUGGGGCCAGGGGCUGCCCCGCAUUCCUCCCUGC